Helobdella robusta is the source of this 339-nucleotide messenger RNA. RefSeq lists its product as hypothetical. The transcript is spliced from 2 exons. The record is from RefSeq and is a predicted model, not a curated record. Lineage: Eukaryota; Metazoa; Annelida; Clitellata; Rhynchobdellida; Glossiphoniidae. Bases 1 to 339 code for a protein of 112 amino acids.
AUGAUGAAUGACACUGAACAGUUCAACAUCAGACAUCAAACAUGCAGGAACCGCUGCAACAAGCACGAAAUGUGGUUAGCUGCGAAGAACAGUUCUCUGCUGUCGCCUGAUCUGACGCUGAUUAAUUUACAUUUAGAAUUAAGAAAUUUAAGGGUGUUGGGGUCCAUCGGACGGAGAACCUCGAUACAUAUUGGCAAGAAUUCCAUCGAGGGGAGGGCGUUUUCAUAUUUUUUUCAUUUUCUCGUCCGCUCUCCUGGCCGCGGUCAAACCCCAUUCCUUACUUGUCAGAUUUACAUAUCGUUAGGCAAGGGUGCCAGGGACUGUACUGUCCCAGGCUAA